UCAUGCCACCCAAGAAGGCUGUCAAGGAAGAAAAGGCUUUACUCGGUCGUCCCUCAAACAACUUGAAGAUUGGUGUUGUUGGUCUUCCUAAUGUAGGAAAGUCCACUUUCUUUAACGCCCUUACCAAUGCUUCUGCUGCUGCCGAGAACUAUCCUUUCUGUACCAUUGACCCUGAAGAAUCUCGUGUUGCUGUUCCCGAUGAACGUUUCGAUUGGUUAUGCCAACACUACAAGCCUGCUAAAGAAAUUCCUGCUUUCUUGACUGUGAUUGAUAUUGCUGGUCUUGUCAAGGGUGCUGCUUCCGGUGCUGGUUUGGGUAACGCUUUCUUGUCUCACAUCAAGGCUGUCGAUGCUAUUUUCCACGUUGUCCGUGCUUUUGAUGAAGCUGAUGUGAUUCACGUUGAAGGUGAAUUAGAUCCUGUGCGUGAUUUAGACAUUAUUCGUGAAGAAUUGCGUUUGAAGGAUGAAGAAUUCCUCGCCAAACAAUCCACUGAACUCAACACUGCUGUUCGUCGUUUGGGUAAUGGUGGUAAUGCUCAAGACAAAGCCAAGAAGGAAGAAGCAGCUAUUGUAACCAAGGUUUACGAAUACGUUCAAAGUGGUAAAGAUGUGCGUCACGGUACUUGGAGCAACAAGGAAAUUGAAGUCAUCAACGGUCUUCAUUUGAUCACUGCUAAGCCUGUCAUUUACCUUGCCAACUUGAGUGAAAAGGAUUUCCUUCGUAAGAAGAACAAGUGGCUUCCCAAGAUCAAGGGUUGGAUCGAUACUAACUCUCCUGGUGAUAUCAUGAUUCCUUACUCUGGUGCUUAUGAAUACCGUCUUUCUCUUGCUGAACCUGAAGAAAAGGAAGCCAUUCAAAAGGAACUUUCUGCUCCUUCUGUGUUGCCCAAGAUCAUUGUUCAAGGUUAUGCUGCUCUUCAAUUGAUCUAUUACUUUACAGGUGGUCCUGAUGAAGUCAGAGCAUGGACUGUUCGUAAGAACACCAAGGCUCCUGGUGCUGCUGGUGUCAUUCACUCUGAUUUUGAAAGAGGUUUCAUUAUGGCUGAAGUGAUGAAGUAUGAUGCUUUGAAGGAAUUGGGUUCCGAAAGUGCUGUUAAGGCUGCUGGUAAAUACAUGCAAAAGGGUAAAGACUAUGUUGUUGAAGAUGGUGAUAUCAUCUACUUCAAGUUCAACGUUACUGCUCCUGCUAGCAAGAAGAAGUAGACUCAUUUUUUACAUAUACAUAAAUCGAUUUUGUUACAUAUCCCUUCUAAAAA
Molecule: messenger RNA, 1255 nt
Organism: Gilbertella persicaria
Lineage: Eukaryota; Fungi; Mucoromycota; Mucoromycetes; Mucorales; Choanephoraceae
Product: GTP-binding protein YchF
Exons: 3
Cellular component (GO): cytoplasm
Molecular function (GO): ATP hydrolysis activity; GTP binding; ATP binding
Source: RefSeq, a predicted model, not a curated record